AGACGAGAGAGAGAACGACGGGGGUUGUCUAUGGUGAGGUGUAACGUCGCUCGCGCCCAGUGCCAUCGUUUACAUGUGUGAGAAGGGAGUGGGGAGGGGGUUGUCUAUGGUGAGGUGUCACGUCGCUCGCGCCCAGUGCCAUCGUUUACAUGUGUGAGAAGGGAGAGGGGAGGGGGUUGCUUGCUGGAAACUGGGUUUUCACGGCGAAACGACUUUUAACCGCGAGAUGCCCGGAUGGGGUAAAUGGGAAUCAUGUAUUUUUUUGCUUUCGACGAUGACAAGGCUGCUUCUCUCAUCUGUCUGAAGACCACCCUGGGGUGUCCAAGGCCCUCCACUACACCUGCCCUCCCUCUUGCCCCUUCCCUAAACUCUUUCAUCCCCAUGGACUCCUCCUAUCUCGUCCUACCACUUUAGACCUUGCCUUUGGAAACCUAACUGCACCCCACCCAAAGACACACACCGUACCCCAAAGGUAUCUCACAAUUACAUGGGCCCUGUCACUCAGCCAGACUCACUGAGACAAUCAAUCAGUUGUUAUCACCACAAGCAGAGAGCCAAUCAGGUGUUUGCUAGACACAGCAGAGCUAUUCCUAUUGUAGCAAUACAUCCAAAGGAGCUAAUUCGGUGAAGCCAGGAAGUAGAGAUGAGGAAGUGACAAGGUACAGAGUGAUAAGACGUUAACCAACCAAACACAGGCUUGUUAGUGAUGACUGUGACGUCUUAUUCAUAGAGAGGUGAGGUACAGAGGAGAGAGAAGGGUAAAAGAGUGCCACCAUUCUGCUUGCCUGUCAACCAACCUCUCUCACAUAGUAACAGGAGAAAAGGACAAGGACACAAACAUAAGAGAGAGACCAAGGGCCAAAGCGAGGCAGAGAGAAAUAGAGAGAGAGAGACAAAAGAGAAUAGAGUGCCCUUCACACCUUAUCUCAUACAAGCACUUGAAAAAAUAUUCUGUGGGCUCCUUGAAGCAAAUUUUCCCAGAACAAUCCCACACUCUCCACCGACACCCACCAACUCUCAGCUCUCAACUCUCAACACACUCUCCGGCCUCAAGAUGAUGUGCGAGGUGAUGCCCACCAUCUCUGAGGAUGGGCGUGGCGGGAGUGGGGGAGGGCCUUCCUCUCCGGGAGGGAGUGGCGGGGGAAUGGGAGGCGGUAUGGGGGGUGGAUACGGGGGCAGAGGGGAGCCCCGGGGCGGAGGUGACGAGGGGGGCAGCACCGGGAAUCUGGAAUCUCUGAUGGUGAACAUGCUGACGGAGAGGGAGAGGCUGUUGGACAGCCUAAGGGAGACCCAGGACAGUCUGGGGACAGCCCAGCUUCGUCUCCGAGACCUGGGCCAUGAGAAGGACUCCCUCUCAAGACAGCUGUCUAUCGCCCUACCACAGGAGUUUGCAGUGCUGACCAAAGAGCUGAAUGUCUGCCGGGAGCAGCUGCUGGAGAGAGAGGAGGAGAUAGCAGAACUCAAGGCAGAGAGGAACAACACACGGCUGCUGCUAGAGCAUCUGGAGUGCCUGGUGUCUCGUCAUGAGCGCAGUCUGAGGAUGACAGUGGUGAAGAGGCAGGCCCAGUCUCCUGCCGGGGUCUCCAGCGAGGUGGAGGUCCUCAAGGCCCUCAAGUCCCUGUUCGAACACCACAAAGCCCUGGACGAGAAGGUGCGAGAGAGGUUACGUGUGGCUCUGGAGCGAGUGACUGUUUUAGAGGAAGAGCUGGAGUCCUCCUCAAAUGAGUGCCAUUCUCUACGAGACCAAAUCAAAAGACGCCAACAAGGCUUAGAAAAUGGGAAAGAGCGGCUGCCCAAUGGACCCUCCUCCAUCCUGGAGGAUGGAGAGAUUGACAGAGAGAGACAGAGAGAAACAGAGAUAGAGCGGCAGAGAGCAGAGCUGGCCCAGCUGAAAGAAAGACUGGCCCUCAUGUGCAGACAGGUUGGGGAGAUCGAGGAACAGUUGACUGCAGCUAGGAGGGAGGUGACCAAGUCAGAGGAAGCCAAUCAGAAACUGCAGAGGGAUGUGAAGGAGGCUCUUUGUCAGAGAGAGGACAUGGAGGAGAGAAUAACUACUUUAGAACGCAGGUACCUAAGUGCCCAGAGGGAGGCGACGUCUCUCCACGACAUUAAAGACAGGCUGGAGAAUGACCUGGCCAGUAAAGACUCCCUCUACAGGCAGAGUGAGGAGAAGAACAGGCAGCUCCAGGAGCGUCUAGACGAUGCCAAGCAGAAGCUGCAGCAGACCCUGCAGAGGGCCGAGACGCUGCCUGAGAUAGAGGCCCAGCUCGCCCAGAGAGUGGCUGCACUCAACAAGGCUGAGGAGCGUCAUGGUAACUUUGAGGAGCGACUGCGACAGAUGGAGGCGCAACUAGAGGAGAAGAAUCAGGAGUUACAGAGGGCGAGGCAGAGGGAGAGGAUGAAUGAUGAACACAACAAGCGUCUGUCUGACACGGUGGACAAGCUGCUGUCUGAGUCUAACGAAAGGCUUCAGCUCCAUCUCAAGGAGAGGAUGGCUGCUCUGGAGGACAAGAAUGCUCUCUCUGAGGAACUUUCUAACAUGAAGAAGAUCCAGGACGACCUUCUAGCAAACAAGGACCAGCUGAUAGCCGAGCUGGAGAGGAUUCAGCUGGAGUUGGACCAGCUCAGACUGAGACCCGGCGGGUCCUGCUAUUCCAGGUCUCUACCAGGCAGUGCUCUGGAGCUGAGGUACUCCCACGGGGACGGCUCCCUCCCCACGGGCUCCACCGCUCACCUGGAUCACUACGGUAACUCCAACACAGUGGCUGUGGUCAGGCGGACUCAUCGCGGGCGCUGGAGCACAGCCCGGGAGGACACCAGCAAGUACGGGGACUGGGACAGUGGGUCAGCGCUGCUGAGGACCGGGUUUGAGGGGGGUGUGGACCACGGUUGCUCUGACGAUGAGGACGACAGAGAGACACUGUUUGGCUCGGAGCUGCUGUCUCCCAGCGGACAGACUGAUGUCCAGACACUGGCCAUCAUGCUGCAGGAACAACUAGAGGCAAUCAACAAGGAGAUCAAGCUGAUCCAGGAAGAGAAGGAGAGUACAGAGUUGCGGGCAGAGGAGAUUGAGAGCAGGGUUAGCAGUGUGGCUCUGGACGGUUCCCCCAUCCCACCCUCCUCCCUGGGGAGGGACAGUAUGGGACGCGGCUUCAUCCCUCAAUCCCUUACCUCCUCCACCCUGGCCUCCCCUUCUCCCCCCAGUUCUGGGGUCUCCACCCCUCGCCUGUCCCACUCCCCUCACCGUGAGACAGAUAGACAGAACAACAAAGAGGAUGAUCGGUCCCUUGCCCUUCUUGACUCCACCCCUCCACCCACCCCCCGAGCGCUGCGACUUGACAGGAUGACCCUCACCCACCCAGGGGCCAUGAUGGACGACCCCAGGGAAUUCCGCAGUCUGUCAGCAGACGGCAGCAGUUCCAACAGCAGUCAGGACUCUCUCCACAAAGCCAGUAAAAAGAAAAGCAUCAAGUCUUCCAUCGGCCGCCUUUUUGGGAAGAAGGAAAAGGGAAGGAUGGGCCCGGCUGGGCGAGAGUCUGCCUCUCUGGCCUCUACGCCUUCUGAGGACCUGGGUACUGGGGAUUCUAUGGGACUGACCAAGGGAAGCAUGACAGGAACUGUUGACAACCGCCGCAGCAAAAGGAAACAUGAGCUGCUGGAGGAGGCGUGUCGUCAGGGUCUUCCCUUUGCAUCCUGGGAUGGACCCACUGUGGUCUCCUGGCUAGAGCUGUGGGUGGGAAUGCCAGCAUGGUACGUGGCAGCCUGUCGUGCCAACGUGAAGAGUGGCGCCAUCAUGGCCAACCUGUCUGACACAGAGAUCCAGAGGGAGAUUGGCAUCAGUAACCCCCUGCACCGCCUCAAACUGAGAUUGGCCAUCCAGGAGAUGGUGUCCCUCACCAGCCCAUCUGCCCCGGCCAGCAAUCGCUCUUCGACCAGUAACGUGUGGAUGACCCAUGCUGAGAUGGAGUCGUUAAACGCAGCCACCAAACCGGAGCUGAAAGAGAUUAGCUGGGAUCAGAUCCUGGCCUAUGGGGAUAUGAACCAUGAGUGGGUGGGUAAUGACUGGCUGCCCAGCCUGGGUCUGCCCCAGUACCGCUCCUACUUCAUGGAGUCCCUGGUGGACGCCCGCAUGCUGGACCACCUGACCAAGAAGGAGCUGAGGGGACAGCUCAAAAUGGUGGACAGCUUCCAUAGGGUUAGUUUGCAUUAUGGCAUAAUGUGUCUGAAGCGCUUGAACUACGACCGCAAAGAGCUAGAGAGGAGGAGAGAAGACAGCCAGCACCAGAACAAAGAUGUGAUGGUGUGGUCCAACGAGCGUGUGAUGUGCUGGGUGCAGAACAUCGGGCUGAAGGAGUACGCUGACAACCUGACAGAGAGCGGGGUCCAUGGGGCCCUCCUGGCUCUGGAUGACACCUUCGACUACACAGACUUGGCCCUGCUGCUGCAGAUACCCAAUCAGAACACACAGGCCAGACAACUCCUAGAGAAGGAAUACAACUCCCUCAUCUCUAUGGGAACAGAGAGAAGACCAGAUGAGGAUGGGACUAAGACGUUCACCCGCUCCCCUUCCUGGAGGAAGAUGUUCAGGGAGAAGGACCUUAGGGGGGUGACCUCGGACUCAUCGGAGAACCUGCCUGCUAACUUCCGUGCCUCCGCCAUCUCCACACCCUCCGUGACCCUGAGAAAGGUUCAGAGUGACGUGAACUCUGGGCCUCGCGGUGAGGUAGCCUCAGUCAGGACAUACUCUUGCUGAAGGACACGGAGGGCCAUGGUGACUGGAUCACGACUGGACUGCCCUCCUCUCAUUCAUUCACAGGAGGGGAAAGCAGCAGAGAAGCAAUGCAUAUAUACAUUUAUUAAAUAUAAAUCUAUUGGUCUGACCAUUCUGCAAUAACAGAGAUAAAGAAGAAAUGACUGAGAUGGAGAAACAACAAAGGGAAAAGAACAUGAAGAAUGUAUGAAAUAUUGACAGGAUAUAUACUGUACGUACAUGGAUAGAGGGGUAGGAUGAGGCAGGACGACUGUUUUAUCUCUCUUUGUUUUGUCUCAAUAUGUGAUUGUGCGAUGUGGAGUUGUGUGCUGAGGAGGAGGUGACUGAUAUCCAAUGUCACCCAUUGUGGCUCUCUAUCUGUUAGCUUCUAUGGUGCUGUCAGGGGUUCUCCUAAGUUGGUUAGAGUGCUGCAGUAAAACCAUGUCCCCAUUCAGGCCGCCAUCUUGGCUCCAGCCACAUCAGAGCGGCAGCAAGCCGCUCCUCUACUCAUGGUUUAUCCAUUGGCACCUUGAAAGCUGAGAGGCUCUAGUGUAAUCUCUUUUGAAUGGAAUCUAUUGUGAAGAUCAAAGGCCGGGCCACAGCAGUUACGAUACGAUAGGGUGGGGGGCCACAGCAGCAAGGAUACGAUGGGAUGGGGGCCACAGCAG
This is a messenger RNA of Oncorhynchus tshawytscha (Chinook salmon), 5418 nucleotides long. RefSeq names its product PTPRF interacting protein alpha 3. Gene Ontology annotation, biological process: synapse organization. Gene Ontology annotation, molecular function: protein binding. The coding region runs from base 1055 to 4753 and encodes 1232 amino acids. The transcript is spliced from 32 exons. Lineage: Eukaryota; Metazoa; Chordata; Actinopteri; Salmoniformes; Salmonidae. The record is from RefSeq and is a predicted model, not a curated record. Gene Ontology annotation, cellular component: presynaptic active zone.